This is a messenger RNA of Leptonychotes weddellii (Weddell seal), 352 nucleotides long. The record is from RefSeq and is a predicted model, not a curated record. NCBI's taxonomy places the organism in Eukaryota, Metazoa, Chordata, Mammalia, Carnivora, Phocidae.
CGGCGGCGGUGGCGCAGGGAGCCGAAUCCCGGGAGCUGGCGGGUUGUGGGGCACGAUGCCGUAUGCCAACCAGCCCACCGUGCGGAUCACGGAGCUCACCGACGAGAAUGUCAAGUUCAUCAUUGAGAACACGGACCUGGCGGUGGCCAACUCUAUACGGAGGGUCUUCAUCGCCGAGGUGCCCAUAAUAGCCAUUGACUGGGUUCAAAUUGAUGCCAAUUCCUCAGUCCUUCAUGAUGAGUUCAUUGCUCACAGGCUUGGACUAAUCCCCCUCACCAGUGACGACAUUGUGGACAAGCUGCAGUACUCCCGGGUAUGCGCUGUUAGCGUGGAGAUGUUGCCUGGAGCCUAA